Messenger RNA from Ananas comosus (pineapple), 771 nucleotides. Its product is annotated as non-symbiotic hemoglobin 1-like. Gene Ontology annotation, molecular function: heme binding; oxygen binding. The record is from RefSeq and is a predicted model, not a curated record. Bases 16 to 546 code for a protein of 176 amino acids. The transcript has 5 exons. NCBI's taxonomy places the organism in Eukaryota, Viridiplantae, Streptophyta, Magnoliopsida, Poales, Bromeliaceae.
UUGAACGCAUUCUCUAUGGGGCCUUGGCUACCCCAAAGCUUCAAAGAGGAGGCUGCAGUGAAUCAUCAGAUCGAGAUGGCGUUUAGUGAAGAGCAGGAAGCGCUUGUGGUGAACUCGUGGAAUGUGAUGAAGAAGGAUGCAGCAUCAAUUUCCCUCAAGUUCUUCCUGAAGAUAUUUGAGAUUGCGCCAUCAGCAAGGCAACUUUUCUCUUUUCUCCGUGACUCCGACGUGCCUCUUGACAAGAACCCAAAGCUCAAGGCCCAUGCCAUGUCCGUUUUCACCAUGACAUGCGAGUCAGCAGUUCAGCUAAGGAAGUCCGGCGAGGUGACGGUGAGGGAAACGACUCUGAAGAAGUUAGGCUCAACUCAUUCAAAGGCUGGAGUUGCCGACGAACAUUUCGAGGUCGUAAGGUUCGCAUUGUUGGAGACCAUAAAGGAGGCAGUAACAGAUAUGUGGACGGAAGAGAUGAAGAACGCCUGGGAGGAAGCUUUUGAUCAAGUCGCUGCAGCAAUUAAAGAAGAGAUGAAGCACCUUAAGUCCGCAUAAAGCUGCUGUUCUAGGCGGUUGUACUCUUGGCUUUAUAUGAAGUUCAAUCUUAAUCUAGGUUGUGAUGCAUCAAUCAGUAAUUUUUAUUUAUAAUAAGAUAAUAUAUCACAAAAAGGUAUUGUGCACUUUUAUAUUUGUAAGCUUGUAAACCUGCCUUGUACACCGCGAAAAAUAGGUUUACUUUGAUGCACAUACAUACAUUUAAUUUGACACAUAUUUUUUGUU